AUGAAGGAAGUCACCCAAGUUCGAUUUGAGGUUAAAAUUCUCACGGAGAACAAAACAUCGGCGAGACGUAAGCACGAUUCCUCUUCGUUCAUGCGUGUUACUACCUCUAGUAACACGUAUUCAUUCAAUUUUUAAUCGUUAUUUUUCAAGAGAAUAUCGACUGUUAUUCCCUUGUUUUUUUAUCAACAGCUAAGAACUGUGUUGAGCUCUACCAUUCCGGUCAAAGGAUCAGCGGUGUUUACACAAUCGACCCAGAUGGCUCAGGUGCCUUUAAUGUCUAUUGUGACCAAACUACUUCCGGUGGGGGAUGGACAGUCUUCCAGAAGAGAAUGAAUGGCUCCGUUGAUUUUAAUCGCACCUGGAAUGACUACAAACAUGGCUUCGGUAACUUGGUCGGUGAAUUUUGGCUCGGACUGGACAAGAUAAACCGUCUAACACAAAACAAGACAAAGAACAUGCUUCGAGUAGAUCUGGGGUAA
This is a messenger RNA of Pocillopora meandrina, 479 nucleotides long. The record is from the annotation of a GenBank genome assembly. NCBI's taxonomy places the organism in Eukaryota, Metazoa, Cnidaria, Anthozoa, Scleractinia, Pocilloporidae.